CCCAAACGUCACCCCUAGACAUCCAAUCGGACCGGGCCGUAUAAAACACGCCGUUUCCUGCGCUGGGAUCAUGCUGAGGUCCGUGGGCACAGCUGACAGUUUUCACGCAACGUUCUUCCCAAACUGAAGGAGCUCCUACACGGAUAGUCUGCAAUUUGGCCCCGUCUGACACGAUGGCGGAGAUCACGGCAGUCCAAAGCGGAGAUGAGAUCCCGGCCCUGGGAUUGGAUGUGUCUGAACUCGCCGUCCAGGAGAAAGCAGGACCGCGGCUGUGAAGCGGGGAUAGAGGAGUGACAACACCGCGUAGUCUCUCCGCGAUCGGCCGCUCUUACACGCCCAAUCGGAGCGGCAGCACUAAAGCGGCGCCGCUUCUCAGUUUUAAAGGUGAGAUUUCAUAAACCGUGAGAUUUCCGACAACGUGGGAUUUCCAGAACUGAGGCACCAUGACAGAACGGAGAUGUUGGAAUCUGGAAGCUGUAGCUGAUCAGACUGACUGACAGAGUGGGUUCCAGGCGGGAAGGUUGUGCCUCCUCACCAUGGGAGACGGGGGCCUGGGUGCCAGGGGUGAGGGGCUGAACCACUCCCAUGUCCUGUUUGACCGCUUCGUCCAGGCCUCCACCUGCAAGGGCACACUCAAGGCCUUUCAGGAGCUGUGCGAUUUCCUGGACCUCAAGCCUAGCGAGUACCGCAUUUUCUAUCACAAGCUCAAGUCCAGGCUCAACUAUUGGAAGGCCAAGGCCCUCUGGGCCAAAUUAGAUAAACGGGCCUCUCACAAAGACUACAAAAAGGGUCGUGCGUGUGCCAACUCCAGGUGCCUGAUCAUUGGCGCGGGGCCAUGCGGCUUGAGGACGGCCAUCGAGUUGGGUUUCCUGGGGGCCAAGGUGGUCCUUCUCGAGAAGAGGGAUGCCUUCUCGCGCAACAAUGUACUCCACCUCUGGCCCUUUACCAUCCAGGACUUGCGUGGCCUGGGGGCCAAGAAGUUCUAUGGGAAGUUCUGUGCUGGUUCCAUCGAUCACAUCAGUAUCCGCCAGCUUCAGCUGAUGCUGCUGAAGGUGGCGCUGCUUCUGGGCAUCGAGAUCCAUGUGAACGUGGAGUUCAAGGGUUUAGUGGAACCCCCAGAGGAUCAGGAGAAAGCGAGAAUCGGGUGGAGAGUUGAGGUCCAUCCCAGGACACACCCUGUGAAUGAGAUGGAGUUCGACGUUGUCAUUGGGGCAGAUGGGAGGAGGAACACUCUGUCAGGGUUUAAGAGGAAGGAGUUCCGGGGCAAACUGGCCAUAGCCAUCACAGCAAACUUCAUAAACCGCAACACAACCGCUGAGGCCAAGGUGGAGGAGAUCAGUGGCGUGGCCUUCAUCUUCAACCAGAAGUUUUUCCAGGACCUCAGGGAAGCCACAGGAAUUGACCUGGAAAACAUUGUUUACUAUAAGGAUGACACCCACUACUUUGUCAUGACUGCCAAAAAGCAGAGUCUUCUGGAAAAAGGAGUCAUUCUGCACGACUAUGCCGACACGGAGCUGCUGCUCUCCCGGGGCAAUGUGGACCAGAUCGCCCUGCUGGCCUAUGCUCGCCAGGCUGCUGACUUCUCCACCAACCACCAGCUGCCCACGCUGGACUUUGCUAUCAACCACUAUGGGCAGCCGGACGUGGCCAUGUUUGACUUCACUUGCAUGUACGCAUCAGAGAACGCAGCGCUGGUGCGUCAGCGUAAUGGGCACCAACUGCUGGUGGCGCUGGUGGGGGACAGCCUGCUGGAGCCUUUCUGGCCCAUGGGCACAGGCAUCGCCCGGGGCUUCCUGGCCGCCAUGGACUCUGCAUGGAUGGUGCGCAGUUGGGCACUAGGCUGCCCCCCGCUGGAGUUGCUGGCUGAGAGAGAGAGCAUCUACCGACUUCUACCCCAGACCACCCCCGAGAACGUGAGCAAGAACUUUAGCCAGUACAGUGUGGACCCCACUACACGCUACCCCAACGUCAGCCUCAACUUGCUGGGCCCCGGCCAGGUGCGCCAUCUCAUAGACACGGGUGAAACUGACAACGCAGUUGGCUCUUCCACGCCCAAGCUGUUGCGAAAUGAAUCCAUUGCACGUUCCAACAAGUUGCUAAGCUGGUGCCAGCGGCAGACGGAGGGUUACCGGAAUGUAGCAGUCAGUGACCUGACCAUGUCCUGGAAGAGCGGCCUAGCCCUGUGUGCCCUGAUUCACCGCUUUCGGCCUGACCUCAUAGACUAUGACUUCCUGGAGGAGCAGGAUGUGGAGAACAACAACCAGUUGGCAUUUGAUGUGGCUGAACACGAGUUUGGCAUCUGCCCCAUCAUGACUGGCAAAGACAUGUCCUCAGUGUCAGAACCCGACAAGCUUUCCAUGGUCAUGUACCUUAGCCAGUUCUAUGAGAUGUUCAAGGACACAGUGCCCCCUGGUGAAAACCAGAACCUAAGUCCCGAGGAGAAGGCAGCUCUGAUUGCCAGCACCAAGUCACCCAUCUCCUUCCUGAACAAGCUGGGCCAGAGUAUUUCUCGUAAGCGUAACCCUAAGGACAAGAAGGAGAAGGAUCUGGAAGCCGGGAAGAGGAGAAAGACAAGUCAGGCUGGACAGUCGGAGGAUGAGGAGUCCCCAGCAGGCCAGGACAGGGGGCCAUCACACUCCUCGCCUCUGCGGGAAAGGAAGGCGCCAUGCAGUUCCUGCACCCCAACCGGUGCCGGCCACACCAGGGUCAAGUCCAUGGCCACCCAGCUGCAGGCUAAGUUCGAGGAGAGUACCCCCACUCCGGCCCCAACCUCAGCCCCAGGACUGAAGCGACAGUGCAUUGACAGGGGGGUGGCCACGGGUGAGGCCCCAGUGGAGCAGCCUUCGACGGAUGGGGAGGGGUGUUGGUGGCCCCCUGGGGAUCAGAAGACUGUGCGCACCCCCAGUAUUCAGGAGAGGGCUGCCCUCCUGGUCUGCCUCCUCUCGGGGAAGCCUGUGAAAACUCAGGCUAAGGACCAGUCCUGGAUGGCCCAUGUAGAGGACCAGCUUCUCUCUAGGGCCCCCCCUUCCCCCGACAUCCUCAGACAGAGAUAUGUUAAAUUAUACACAGGGGGAGUGAGCUCAUUGGCUGAACAGUUAGCCAAUCAGCUUCAAACUCAUGAGGAACCCAAGCCCUUUCUUGACAAGAAGGAAUUGACUUCCCUGCGGAAGGAGUUCCCACAGAACAUUGGGGGCAGUGAUGUCUGCUACUUCUGCAGCAAACGUGUGUAUGUGAUGGAGCGCCUGAGCGCCGAGGCCAAGUUCUUCCACCGGAGCUGCUUCAAGUGCGACUACUGUGGAACCACAUUGCGCCUGUCCUCUUAUGCCUUUGACCUGGAGGACGGCAAAUUCUACUGUAAACCACACUACUGCUACCGCCUGUCGGGUCAGGCCCUAAGGAAGAGGCCCGCUGCAGUUGGACCGGUUCCAGCCCAAAAGGAGAGCCCAGCCAUCCUGCCUGAUGUGUCAACAGUGGACGGCCUAGCAGGGGCCGAGGCCACACCACCUCUGGUUGAUCUCCGGCCUUCAGUCGAGGUCAAUGGUGUCCCGGAGGCUGGCUUGGCGAAGCGUUUGCGUGGCACACCUGAGCGUAUCGAGCUGGAGAAUUACCGGCUAUCACUGCAGCGUGAGGAGGAGCUGGAGGAGGUUCCAGAGGAGACGCUGGCCGAGCACAACCUGAGCAGCCUGUUAGACAAGGCCACUGACAUCGAGGAGGGCUCCAGCAGCUCUGAGUCGGAGAUGGAGGACGAGGAGCGACAGCAGGCAACCUCUGACCUGGGUGGAGUUCCCUGGAAACAGGCUGUAGAGCUGCAUGCCAGACUGAAGGGGGUCACUGCUCUGGCCACGGAAGGGGAGGAGCAAGGGGGGCGGCCCAGUGCCGAGGGACCUCAGGAAGAUGAGGAGGUGGACGAGGAUGAAGAAGAGGAAGAGGAAGAAGAUGAGGAGGAAGAUGAAGAGGAGGAUGAGGAAGAGGAGGAAUCCAGCGAUGAGGGGGAGUACUGCCCCUGGCAGAGGGAACUCCAGUCAGGUCUAUGGUUGGAGAGCUGGGCAGAUGAAGAGGAGACUGGUGUUUUGGAAGCCAGGAACCUCCCUGCUGAGCUUGGCCCCCAGCCCGGCAGUCAUCCCGCUGUCCAACUGAAUGUCCACUGGAUGCACGUCCACCCCAAGGGGGCCAUGGAGAGCAACGGGGAGGCGCUCCUAGCCUCUCAUCCCUCACGCUCCACAGAGCCCUGUGACCAAGAUGAUGACGCAGAAGCUGGAAGCCCUGAUGUGGAGCCUGGCACAGAGCUGGAUGAAGAGGAGAUUCCAUCAGAUACAGAGACAGAAAUUCAUUCACAGCAGAUUUCGGAAGACAAGCUGUCAUUGGCAGAUGAGGAAAGGUACAAAGGUGACACAUCACCCUGUGAUCAUGAGCAACCAGCUCAGCCGGUCUGUCUCAGACUGUCUGUUGGUGAUGGUAUGGUUUCUCCCCUUAAAGAUACUCAGGAGCCUGAAGCACAGGUCACUCAGAAGGCUCAAACUCCUGCCUUGGUUAAAUCCCCCGAUUUACACUUUUUCUCAGAACCAUUAGUUGGAGAGGAAGUCAAGCCAAAGGUGAACUCUCCUGUCCUGGAUACUAAGAGUCCCGUGUCUUCAUUUUCCCCCAUUUGCUCUCAGCCUGUUUCACUGCCAGAAACGGUUGCCCCAGAAUCCUCAGUGACCAAUGGCCAGCCCUGUUCCUGCUCCUCCGCAGGGAAUGCGCUCUCACCAAUAUGCACCCGGCCGCUUCUCUGCAAUGAACCUGCAGCGAGCCUCUCGAACUCCCCAGAGCGAAUGAAAGCCUCAUCUUCAGUGACAUCCACAUCACUCUCCAAACACAUUCCUACAAAGGCUUUGCCUGAGCUUUUGAAGCCAUUGGGCUUCAUGGAAGAAACACCUCUGAAGAAGACGGACAUCAUCGAGGAGUUUUGGUUGAAGAGUGCAGAGAUCAGGAGGAGUCUAGGUCUCACUCCACUGGAGAGGAGCAGACUCCCAGAAAAAGUUGUGAAGACCCAUACUCCUGACUCCUCCUCACCUAAGUCGUACACCCCUGAGGACCUGUCAGAGGAUCUGAGACCCCCCUUCAUUGGCCGGGCCGUCAUCCGGAGGCUAAAUAUUACUGUGGAGGGGCAGGUCAUCACAACUGUGGACAAAGAACCCAAAAGCACUGGCUCUGAGAGAAGGGACCUCAGCAGCAGCUCAGGUUUGGGCCUCAAUGGAAGCUCGGCCACCAGCCAGACGUUAAACAACUCUGACUCUGCCAUGCUGACCCCACCUUCCAGCCCUCCCCCACCCCCACCCGUCGAGAAUCCGCCUGCUGUUAAGCCAAAGAAGCACCAGGUAGGGUGGUCCAAUAUGCCCAAGGAGACUCCAGGACCAGUCCAGGGGCCUGUGCCUUCAGCUGUUCCAACUCAUACCACAGCAGCUCUUGGGAACAUGCCCAUCACCCCAGUGGUGGUGAAGCGAGAGAAAAGCAAACCUCGGCGAGAUGAUGUUCGUAAGUCUUUUGUGGAGAGUGUGGAUGAGAUCCCAUUUGCAGACGAUGUAGAAGAUACUUAUGAUGACCGGACGCCAGAUGCCAGUGUGCUAGAACGAUUCUCCACCCCUCCCAAUAGGAGGCAGGAUAAGAACAAGCUCCCUUUCCACCUGGCCCUGGCUAUGGAGAAUGGCAAGCCCAGUGUCAUUGCAAGGGACACCCUGUCCAAGCAGCUGCCUAAGAUGGAGUCUGAGGCUCAUAGAACGCCCCAAAAUGUUGCUUCAGAUGUGUCAGGGAAGAGUAUGAAGACCCCUCAGCCACCUAGCUCUUCGUCGACAUCAGCCGUGAAAGCUCUGGAGUCGCGAAAGCAUGCAUUGACACUCUCUGAGCGUUUCAUCUCUGGACAUGCCCAGAAGAGCCUGGACAGUUCUGGGGCCUCCUCCGAAGGUUCCUCAGCGGGCAGGAUCAAGAAGCGCAGCUCCCUUUUCUCUCCACGUAAAAACAAGAAGGAGAAGAAGAGCAAGAGUGACAGCUGCUCCUCUGGCAAGCAGAGCUCUGAGGAUGCUCCCAAGCACAAGUCCCUCUGGAAGGUGGUGUUCUCAGGGUACAAGAAGGACAAGAAAAAGAAGAAGAUGGACAACAAAUCCUGGUCCAGCACCCCCUCCAGUGCUGCUACCAUGGGCUCGUGGAAAAGGAGAUCUUCAUCCCUCGAGCGGACAUUAGAGCUCCAUUUGCGAAAAAAUCUGAGUUUCUCUGAAGAAUCAGAUCUGUCCUGUGACGACAUGCUGGAGAGAGCCUCCCAGAGGUCUAAAACCGAAUUUGUUUCGCUUCAUCUGCCCAAGCGCUUGUACAUCCCUCAUACUGCAGCGGCCAGGAAAGCGCACGCCUUCAAGAAAACGUACACCGAGGAAGAGCUGAAUGCCAAACUGACGCGGCGGGUGCAGAAAGCUGCGCGUCGACAAGCCAAACAGGAGGAGCUCAAGCGGCUGCACAGAGCCCAGAUCAUUCAGAGGCAACUGGAGCAGGUGGAGGAGAAGCAGAGGCAGUUGGAGGAGAGGGGCGUGGCAGUAGAGAAGGCACUGCGAGGGGAAGCAGGGUGGUAUAAAGGGUCUUACAUUAGUCCAAAACAGCAUAAAAGAAGAUCAGACUUUUGGGGAGAGUCUAAUUACACUGAAGUCCUGGACUUACAUCUGGGUGGAAUGGGCAAGAAAGACGACCCCAAGCUCAUGCAAGAAUGGUUCAAGCUGGUCCAAGAGAAGAACGCCUUGGUCCGCUACGAAUCUGAGCUGAUGAUAUUUGCUCGUGAACUUGAGCUAGAAGACCGGCAAAGCCGACUUCAGCAAGUCUUGAGGGAACGAAUGGCUGUGGAAGAUGACAUGAAAACAGAAAAGGAGCUGGCAGAGGAGAAGCAGAUCCUAAGUGAGAUGCUAGAGGUCGUGGAACAGCGUGACUCCCUGGUGGCUCUCCUGGAGGAGCAGCGGCUGAGGGAAAAGGAAGAAGACAAAGACUUGGAGGCCGUCAUGCUCUCCAAGGGCUUCAACCUCAACUGGGCAUGAAUAAGCUUAUCCAGGGAACUCUUUCCUUCUGAAGGCCAAGCCCUUGUUCUACCACAGCAUUAUUAUUCUCCAUUGACAUCUGAGAAAGUUUACAUGCUCACCCAUACUUUAAAAAUCACAUUGGGUGGAAGAAAAACUGAUGUGGUUUCCCUUAAUAGAGCUGUCUUCACUUGUCAUUUUGAACUCCUCAUAUGUAUUUAAGUGUUUUUUUAUCUCAUUUUUAGAUGACGGUUGGGAAAGUGCUCUGUACCUUUGGACUUUGAGCUUGCUCACUGUGUAUAUGAAUGUACAAAACCCACGGACUGGCAAUCAGCAGAUUAUUUAUUAACUUUCACACAAGUAGCAACUCAAUUCGAAUCCACCUGGACUAUCUGGCUCCAUGCAGCAGAAUUCCAUCUUCUUCCACAGUCUGUCUCAGUUCCUUCUCCUGUGUUGCCAGCCAGGCUUUUUGGAAGAAAAAAAAUAAACCACUGCUUCAACUGCCUUUCUCUUUGAACUGCUAUACCCUGAAUUUAGAAGACUGCUAUUGAUAACAUCUUCCUGUAACAAUUGCAAUGCAAACAUUUUCAGACCUGUACCAACUCUUUUACUUCUUUAUUCCUAAACAUUUUUUACAUUUUUAAUGCAAAAUGUGUUUACCCUACUCUAGUAAUUUUUACAGUGGUAUUGCCUGGAUUGAUAUGAGGGUCAGAUGUGUUAUGCAGUACUGUUGUAUCAGUGAGUUGGACGAGAGCACACAUUACCAGCUGUAGCUCUCUUUAUAAAAAAAUAAAAUUCAGGUAUAGAUAUUUAGGCUUACGGAAAAGAACUGACCACGUGGCUUUUCCUGUGUCUGUAAUUAGAAAUGCGUUGGUUGAACUAGUUAAGCUGUGGGACUGGUGAAUGUUCUUUCUCACAUUCCUUUGGUCAUGUCACAGUCCAUGAGAUACCCCACUCCAAAUCUGGCCGAAGUGCACCAAAAAGACAGCUCACUGCUGCAUAAUGGAGCUGCAUUUUUUAACAUCUAGACCCACAUAUGCUGCCACUUUUUUUUUACAGUAAUAUCAAAACAUCUUUAUAUAAAGACCAUGUAAUACAAAAGGGAGAGUUCAAAAUGAUUGUUUAUUGUGCAAAAUCUCUAAGUAAGGCUCUUAAAUGCCUUUUCCAGUAGCGUUUUUUUUUAAACUUGAGUUUGUAAAUCUGGUUUUCUGUUCCAUUUCUGAGGUAGCAGUAGCAAAACUUUUCCACAUAUCUUUUUGUACGUUACUCAUAUUUUUUUUUUUUUUAUGAUCUAUAAGUGAUGAGACAUCAUAUGAAUGAGCGAUGUGAGGCAACGGCAAGCUGCUUUACCUAGUAUCCAUGGAAGGACAACGUGCGCUUCUUUGUGGUCACACACAGUGGGAAUUUGUGUAGAGGAUUAUGAGUAAAUGAUUAAUAGGAUAAAUAGGUGUACAGGAUUUUAGAAUGACUUCGAGGUGGAAUGUUUUUGUUAUUUAUUAACUUAUGAAAAGGGACAUGUAUCAUAUGUAAAGAAAAUUUAUUAAUUUUUAAAACAUUUUGCUGUUCUUAUAAACUUAAUGUAUCUUAGUGGCAUACUUGUGUUGAUUGUAUAUUUCAUGAUUAAUAAAAGCAAUGCAGAGGGUAUUUUACAGAA
Molecule: messenger RNA, 8682 nt
Organism: Brienomyrus brachyistius
Lineage: Eukaryota; Metazoa; Chordata; Actinopteri; Osteoglossiformes; Mormyridae
Gene: mical3a
Product: microtubule associated monooxygenase, calponin and LIM domain containing 3a
Exons: 40
Coding region: 537-7049 (2170 amino acids)
Molecular function (GO): protein binding; FAD binding
Source: RefSeq, a predicted model, not a curated record